GUGUCCAUUUGCUAUUUCGUGUUCCCAAAGUUUAGGAGGCACUUGAGCGCGAUCAGCGGGCAAGCUAAACAGACGCCCCUCCUCGGUCAACAGCGCGGGUCGCCGCGGCAAGACGCGCCCCCCUCGCCCUGCGCCGCAGUGACGCUGUUGUGUGUGCGGCGGACCCUGCGCGCGUGAUGCGAGCCGGCGGGGCUGCGCGCUGGGCGCAGGGCGCCUCGGCCCGGCUCUGAGCCAUGCUGUCGCAGAAGCUGUACCCCGACGUGUCGAGCGCCAUGAGUGGCGUGGGCCCGUCGGGCGGCGUCAACUCCAUGGCGCCCACCUACGCCAUGAACUCCAUGGGCUGCGUCACCAUGAACAGCUGCAGCCCGCAGGGGUUCGGCUCCAACAUGCUGGCCUCGGGCAUGCCGCCCAUGCCCGCCGGCAUGAACGGCAGCUGCAUGUCGUCGGGCUACGGCGCCAUCGGCUCGCCCAUGUCGCAGAUGAACGGCGUGGCGUCGUGCAUGGGCGGCGGCAUGGGCGCGUACAACGGCGCGCUGGCGCCCAUGGGCGACCCGGCGGGCCUCGGCGGCGGCGGGGGCCUGGGCGGGGGCGGCGGGGGCCUGGCCGGCAGCGGCGCCGCCUCGCCCAACUCGCUGCAGCGCGCCGCCGCCGCGCGCGCCGACAAGACCUACCGCCGCAGCUACACGCACGCCAAGCCGCCCUACUCCUACAUCUCGCUCAUCACCAUGGCCAUCCAGAACGCGCCCACCAAGAUGCUCACGCUGUCCGAGAUCUACCAGUUCAUCAUGGACCUGUUCCCGUUCUACCGCCAGAACCAGCAGCGCUGGCAGAACUCCAUCCGCCACUCGCUGUCCUUCAACGACUGCUUCGUGAAGGUGCCGCGCACGCCCGACAAGCCGGGCAAGGGCUCCUUCUGGACGCUGCACCCCGACUCGGGCAACAUGUUCGAGAACGGCUGCUACCUGCGGCGCCAGAAGCGCUUCAAGGACGAGAAGAAGGAGGCGGUGCGGCAGGCGCACAAGUCGUCGCCCGCGGCGGAGGGCAAGAAGUCGCCGGCGCACGGCCACCCGGAGGAGCAGCACCACAAGGCGGCCGACAAGGGCGAGCUGGGCGCCAUGCUGAGUCUGCACGCGCCCAAGGUGGAGGGCGGAGACCCCAUGGCGGGGCUGCUGCAGCAGGCGGGCGCAGAGCUGUUCGCGCCGGCGCACCACCAGCCGCACCAGGACGAGCUGGCCGCCAUGGUGGGCCGGUGCGCGCACCUGUCCGCCUCGCUGUCCGACCACCACCAGGCGGUGCUGCAGCACCAGCACCACCACGCGCACCACCAGCACCACCUCAAGCAGGAGCCCGCCCCGGGCUACCCCGCCGCCAGCCACCCCUUCAGCAUCACGCGCCUGCUGCCCGCCGCCGACACCAAGUCCGACAUGAAGAUGUACUCGGACGUGUACCACCACGGCGGCUACGGCCCGCUGAGUCCCCUGGGCGGCGGGCCGCACGCGCACCCCGAGGCGGGCUACUACCAGGGCGGGCUGUACCACCACGCGCCGGCGGCCGGCGCGUCGUCCUUGUGACAGUACCCGCUGGCGUAGAGGUUACCUUUCACGAUGGCUCGCUAUGGACUGAAGGAAUCUCCGCCGACCAGCCCGGCCUGAAGGUUGGCAGACGUGCGCCAGCGGACCAAUACACGAGCAGACAGUGCGCAGUGGUGCCAACAUUCCACUCGCGAGGACUUCUUGUAAUCUCAGUGUCGCUUCAGAACACACUCGAACACAUUAUCUGUGCAAUAACGAAUGAACAUGUAAAUGUGAAAGUGGAAGGACAUAGGUGGACGCUCUAAAGGUACAUUGAUCAACGGAGUGGGUGAAAAAGUUAUGUAAAUAGUCAAAAAAUGUUUAAAAGAACACAAGAUCUUGGUGUACAUAAAAUUCUUUUUGUCAUACAUAAAAAAUAUUGCAAUUGUACGAACGCACUUGCGUCUCUGUUUUUGAGUGAUGAGAAUUAAAAUUGAUUGCUAGUUGUUUAAA
Messenger RNA from Bacillus rossius redtenbacheri, 2024 nucleotides. It is a transcript of the gene fkh, whose product is annotated as silk gland factor 1. Gene Ontology annotation, biological process: cell differentiation; regulation of transcription by RNA polymerase II; anatomical structure morphogenesis. Gene Ontology annotation, molecular function: transcription factor binding; RNA polymerase II cis-regulatory region sequence-specific DNA binding; DNA-binding transcription factor activity, RNA polymerase II-specific. NCBI's taxonomy places the organism in Eukaryota, Metazoa, Arthropoda, Insecta, Phasmatodea, Bacillidae. The record is from RefSeq and is a predicted model, not a curated record. Bases 234 to 1571 code for a protein of 445 amino acids. The transcript has 2 exons.